CUCAAGAAUCGUCCUGUUCUACUCUGUUUAUUCUCAAGAGAGAGAGCAAAAAAAAAACCACAAGUCACUUUCGUCCCCAUUCGAGACGAAAACACAUAAAAUACGGAUUCAAAGGAGUUACGUGCGAAAAGAAAAAACCUGAGAGUAUAGUUUAAAACGGUUGCGAUAAUCUGAAUGCACACAUUUACGAAAACGCAACACUAGAUUCGCGCAGGAGGCGUGAAUGUAUUUCAGUUAUCUGAGAUAUUUCUGAGCUUGGGUUCACUCGCUUGAGAUUGAUCGGUCGUUCGAUUGAUAAGCAACUCCUCAGCUCAUUUCAGUUCGUUUGGCGGUUUUCGGCUCACUUGCUUGAGGUUGCAGAUCUCAACCUGUGAGUGCUUUAGUUUCGGUGUUGCACCAGAGGUUGUUUGAAUCGGGUGAAAAGAAAAGUACUUGAUCAGUACGCCAUUGAGGUUUUUGGCUUCGAUUAAUCAUGGCCGAGAAUGGUGAACAACUGCCUCCCAUGGAGAGAGAGUGGAAGUUGCCACUCUUAGUUUUCUUCAAAGAUCUUAGGCUUCUUUUUAAGUUGGAUCCUAUCGGUUCGGAGAUACUGCAGAUUGCCUUACCUGCUGCACUUGCUUUGGCUGCUGACCCCGUUGCUUCUCUAAUUGACACAGUAUUCAUUGGUCAUUUAGGCCCGGUGCAACUUGCUGCAGUUGGAGUUGCCAUUGCUAUCUUCAAUCAAGCUUCGAAAGUUACCAUAUUUCCCCUGGUUAGUAUAACCACUUCUUUUGUUGCUGAGGAAGACACAAUUGAAAGAAUGAACAGUAAACUUCCAGAAGAAGAGGACGCAAAAAAGAUUUCAGAUAAAAACAAAGGCAUAAAAGAGUUGUUGCCGGAAGAUGCCGUGCUUGAAAACUUGGAAAAGGGUUCGGCCUCAAAGAAUGAAACAAAGGAGUUGAUGCCAGGAGAAGAUUUCAAAACAACUGCAUGCAAGUCUCCGACUAUUACGAUUAGCAGUGGGAACAAGGUUAAAUUAAAAAAGGAGAAGCGUCACAUUCCUUCGGCAUCUACUGCACUUCUUCUGGGUGGUGUCCUUGGCCUCCUCCAAACCAUAUUCCUUAUAUUUCUGGCAAAACCAAUUUUGGGUUUCAUGGGUGUCAAAGCUGACUCCCCUAUGCUAAAGCCAGCACAAAGGUAUUUGACUUUAAGGGCGCUCGGGGCUCCUGCUGUUCUCCUCUCUCUGGCCAUGCAAGGGGUGUUCCGCGGAUUUAAAGACACCAGAACUCCUUUGUAUGCCACAGUGGCAGGAGACUUGAUGAAUGUAAUACUGGACCCAAUUCUUAUCUUCUCUUGCCGUUUGGGAGUCAGUGGCGCGGCCAUUGCACAUGUGCUUUCUCAAUACUUAAUUUCAUUGAUCCUCCUGUUUCAAUUGAUGAAAAAAGUCGAUCUCCUACCUCCAAGUGCUAAAGAUUUGCAGCUUGGUCGAUUUCUUAAAAAUGGAUUUCUACUGCUGACAAGGGUAAUAGCCGUGACAUUUUGUGUAACCUUGGCAGCAUCAAUGGCUGCAAGGCUAGGCACAACACCUAUGGCUGCAUUUCAGAUUUGCUUACAGGUCUGGAUGACAUCAUCCCUUCUUGCUGAUGGUUUGGCUGUUGCUGCACAGGCUAUCCUUGCUUGUGCAUUUGCUGAGAAGGACUACGAGAAAGCAAAAGCUGCUGCAGCUCGAGUAUUGCAGAUGACCUUUGUAAUGGGUCUGGGGCUCGCUGUUGUAGUUGGACUUGGGUUGCUAUUCGGCUCUCGAAUAUUUACAAAGGACAAAAGCGUCAUACACCUCAUAAUUGUAGCCAUUCCGUUUAUCGCAGCGACCCAACCGAUUAACGUCUUGGCAUUCGUGUUCGACGGCGUGAACUUCGGAGCAUCCGAUUUUGCCUAUUCGGCAUACUCCAUGGUUAUUGUGUCCGCAGUGAGCAUUGGAUCUUUAUUCCUUCUGUCUAAAAGCCAUGGCUUUGUUGGAAUAUGGCUUGCUUUAACUAUUUAUAUGGGCCUACGUGCAUUUGUCGGGGUUUGGAGGAUGGCGAGUGGAACAGGACCGUGGCGCUUUCUCAGGCGCCGAACGAUUCAAGUGGGAGAGGGGAGAUGAAAGCUAUACGGCGACUGUAGUUUUACAUCGAUCCCUGAUCCAUUUUUCGAGCAGGGUGCCGGACAGACUUGUUUCUGUCCAUUUUUUUCUUCAUUCUUGGAUCAGCAUCAUGGUGAGUAUACAGCGGUAGUUACUGGAUAGGCGGACUAGUUAUGUUCAUUUUUUCUUUGUAUCGGGGGUUUGAUCUUUGAAAACUCUUAUUUCUACAUGUUGUCAUAUGAACAUAGAAUCCGAAUGUCAUUCGAAGAUGAUACACUGAA
Messenger RNA from Rhododendron vialii, 2382 nucleotides. RefSeq names its product protein DETOXIFICATION 43. Bases 473 to 2122 code for a protein of 549 amino acids. Gene Ontology annotation, molecular function: xenobiotic transmembrane transporter activity; antiporter activity; citrate transmembrane transporter activity. The record is from RefSeq and is a predicted model, not a curated record. Gene Ontology annotation, biological process: transmembrane transport. Lineage: Eukaryota; Viridiplantae; Streptophyta; Magnoliopsida; Ericales; Ericaceae. The transcript is spliced from 14 exons. Gene Ontology annotation, cellular component: membrane.